This is a messenger RNA of Penicillium olsonii, 1029 nucleotides long. NCBI's taxonomy places the organism in Eukaryota, Fungi, Ascomycota, Eurotiomycetes, Eurotiales, Aspergillaceae. The record is from the annotation of a GenBank genome assembly.
AUGAACGCGACUCAACUGUGUAGGACGUCCUUAAGAGCAAGGUGGCCCAGAACACCCUGCCGCAGCGCUUCAAACAAAGCAUCCCGACCCCCAAAGUCAAGUCCCAAACCAGUCUUGAAACAGCGACAGAGUCCAUCUCAGCGUCGCCCAAGGCCCCAAAAUCCCAAUGCGCACUUGGACUCGCUCGAGUCCAGUCCCGCAAAACGCGGCCAUGGGAUUCCCCCGAGAGCGCUGACCUUCUUGGGAAUCACCGCUCUGACCAUCAGCACAUACUGCGGCUAUCUGUAUACAUCCUACAGGAAUGAAGUCAGCAAAGCGCAGAAGCUCAAUGUGCCCCGCGACGUUUCAGACAGAUAUAACACCACCGCAUCAACUUUCGAUGCAGACGUUGCCAUCUCCGAAAAGGCAAUGGGCCUAGGCAAAAAGCGCCGUGACCUCGUCGCCAUGGCGCGCGGAAACGUCCUCGAAGUCAGCUGCGGUACCGGACGUAACCUGCCAUUCUACGAGCUCGGCGAACGCCGCGGGACCGACCAAGACGGCCGCGCCAGUGUGGUGGGCUGUCGGACCGUGACAUUCCUGGACCUGAGUCCGCAGAUGAUUGCCAUCACGAAGGAGAAGUUCGAGAAGCUUCAUCCUGGUUUCGCGGGUGUGGAGUUCCAGGCUGGAGAUGCGGGCUCUGUUGGGCCGCCGAGAAUUUCGCAUGGUGCGCGGUACUUUGAUACUGUUUUGCAGACUAUGGGUUUGUGCUCGAUGCCUGAUCCGGCUGCGACGUUGCGGCAUCUGGGUUCGGUGACGGAGCCGACGAGGGGUCGGAUUUUGUUGUUGGAGCAUGGUCGGUCUCAUUACGAUUGGCUGAAUCGCAUCUUGGAUAAUCUUGCGCCUGCGCAUGCGGAUCGUCAUGGUUGUUGGUGGAAUAGGGAUAUUGGGGCUAUUGUUCGUGAGAGUGGAUUGGAGAUUGUGGAGGAGAAGCGCUGGCAUAUGGGGACUACAUGGCGAUAUGUGUUGCGACCAAAGGAGUCUCGGUCUUGA